Molecule: messenger RNA, 1281 nt
Organism: Penaeus vannamei (Pacific white shrimp)
Lineage: Eukaryota; Metazoa; Arthropoda; Malacostraca; Decapoda; Penaeidae
Source: RefSeq, a predicted model, not a curated record
AUGUUUCCAGACCAUGUGGGAGUUCCAUUGGGAGAGGAACAUGGUGGAGCAACAUAUUUUAUGCUUGAAAUUCAUUAUAACAACCCAAAUCUGAGAAAAGGUGUUGUGGACUCAUCAGGUGUAAGAAUAAUGUACUCUGAGAAACUGCGACAACAUGAUGCAGGAAUCCUUACCCUAGGACAUACUGUAUCUCCCACACAUAUUAUUCCUCCCGGACAAAAGUGGACUACUGUAGCCCUUUGCACAGCUGACUGCACAGAUGAGACUCUACCAACAAAUGGGAUUAAUGUGUUCCAAGGCUUCUUACAUGCUCAUCUUCUGGGCUCGUCAAUUUCCAUCACACAAAUUCGGAAAGGAAGGGAAUUGCCAAAUGUCUUUAAAGAUAUGUCCUAUGAUUUCAAUUACCAGCAAGCUCGGGUACUGAAGGAAGAAAUGAAAGUCAUGCCUGGAGACUCUUUAAUAGUCAAGUGUGGCUACGACUCCACCAAGAGAAAAAUGCCAACAUUUGGUGGAUUCAGUACUGAAGACGAGAUGUGUCUGGCUUUCCUAACGUAUUACCCAAGAGUGAAUUUGUCGGGCUGUUACUCACGACCUGACAUGGCUCUCGUCUUUGAUACAUUCGGCAUUCAGGAUCUCUUUGAUAAUGAUAUGAAUAUAUUCAAUGACCAGAGUUUCAGUGAGGAAUUCAUCAACGAGGAGGUUGAAAACUCCUCCCUAACAAGAAUGAAGGACAGAGUGAACGAGCCUGUAGACAUCCACCUCGGAAACAUCUACCGUUACAUCAUUGCAAAAGCCCCUCAACGCUACUUCAACACAUCUUUUUACGAUAUCUUGCAUGAUAAAGCUACCUGGCAGGACACACGCAUGAUCUCCACCUUGCAGGAAAUGAUUGUUUAUGGGCAACACGAACCUUCAUGUGAAAAUCAUGGCAGGAUUAUUAUAGAUAGGUUACCAAAGAAGGUCAAGUAUCCAAACUUCAUACCGCUUCAUAGAAAUGAACAACAGUGUACUCUAGCAGAAAAAGACACUGAGGUGUAUAAGAUUGACACCAAUAUAGCAGUACCAUCAGUUCCAAACAAGAAUACAAAGAUUCAGGAGAACAAAGGACAAGCAAAUCCAACAGCAAGUCCUGUGAAACCCAUAGCAACUGUCCCAUGGCGUCCAUCAAAGGAGAAUGAAGUUGAAAAUGAUUCUCUCACACAGAGAGGAGGGGUUCCCUCUGUUUUCCCGAGUUCCUACCUUCUCGUCACCAUUCAUUUUACUUUUGUUAUGAAAGCAUAG